UCCAUUCCAAAAUGUCACAGUUAGGUUUGAUUUGGUGCUCAGAACACUUUAAGACAAACUGUAUUGGAUUGUAAGACAAACUUCAGACAAAAAAAUAAGAAAAGCAGUCACAAAACUCAAGAUGAGGGAAGAACAGCCUCCAUACAAGUCGAGCUCGGUGUAUAAUGAACUCCGUUUUGAGGGAAAAUUUUGUGAUGCAAUCAUCAAAGUGGAGGAUGUUGAAUUUCCGGUCCACAAGAUAAUCCUGUGUAACUGCACCCCGUACUUCAGAGCUCUCUUCACCUCUUGGAGCGACCCAGACAAACAGGUCUUCAACAUACCUGGCUUGUCUCCUGAGAUGAUGGCACUCAUCAUUGACUUUGCAUACACUGGCAGUGUUUCUGUAACGGAGGAAAACGCAGUGGAACUUCUCAUGGCAGCUGAUCAACUCAAUGUAAUGGACAUUGUAAAAAUCUGCAGUGACUUCGUGGGGGAGCAACUCUGCGCAGAGAACUGUGUUGGCAUUUGGCAGUUCACAAAAGUACACUUAUCACCCGAACUACGUGCCAAGGCCUUCCACUACAUCAUCAGUAACUUUGAGCAGGUGGUUCUUCAGGAGGAGUUCCUGCAGCUAACUGUGGAGGAACUUGAUGAUAUUCUUGAAAGAGAUGACCUCAAUGUACAGUGUGAGAGCACUGCGUACGAAGCACUUAUAAAGUGGAUUAGCCAUGUGCCUGCAGAACGGGAACAACACCUCAUCGCUCUGUUGUCUAAGGUGUAUAAACUUCCAUUACUACAUUUAGUUUCGACUUAAAUCUUCAGCAUUUAA
Haplochromis burtoni (Burton's mouthbrooder) is the source of this 808-nucleotide messenger RNA. RefSeq names its product kelch-like protein 10. Gene Ontology annotation, molecular function: protein binding. The record is from RefSeq and is a predicted model, not a curated record. The transcript has 2 exons. Lineage: Eukaryota; Metazoa; Chordata; Actinopteri; Cichliformes; Cichlidae. Bases 122 to 793 code for a protein of 223 amino acids.